GGCUCACGAGGAAAACGAAGAGCUUGGUGCUCUUGGGUUCCAGAUGUCCGACUUGGAGCACCAUUUCCAGCCCGAGCAUGGCCGAAUCCUCCUCUCGGCGUCUCUCACCACGCGAACCCACUGCACAGGAUUGAAGGAGGGCCAGCGAAUCCAGAUCUACCUCACACUCACUCACAUCGCGCUGGGUGAGCGGUCGGGAGACUUAGAUACCACCGCCCGCUUCUCCAUCGAGAACUAUAUCCGUCCUCCCACGCGCACUCACGACGCAGCUUCCCCUUCCGCUUUACCUGCCGCCGACCACCACGAGCGCCUCAGAGACGAGCUGGAAGCACCCUGUGCCGACGACAGCCAGGAGACCCGCAUCGAAGAGUUCAGCUCGAGGUCGAGCUCGCAGCGUACGCUCGCUGAGGCGACCUUCAUUGUCCACGACGACGCAGAUUGGACGACGAGUACCUUCGGUCUCAGGCGGUUGUGGCUCAGGCUGCAGCGACCGGGGCCGAGCUCAGCCUCCGAUACAACGGCUCCUGUGCUGGAGCUCUCCGCAAAGCUCUCCGAGCGAUUCCUAUAUCACAGGCGGUCAUGACGGGGUGAGCGCAUCGUAGGGAGCUAUACCAUAUCGACC
Trametes versicolor FP-101664 SS1 is the source of this 622-nucleotide messenger RNA. RefSeq lists its product as uncharacterized. The transcript has a single exon. The coding region runs from base 44 to 583 and encodes 179 amino acids. Lineage: Eukaryota; Fungi; Basidiomycota; Agaricomycetes; Polyporales; Polyporaceae. The record is from RefSeq and is a predicted model, not a curated record.